AUGUCAGGACCUGGAUUUUUGGAUUACCUGGCGGUGGCCCAGAUGGUCGUUUUUGCGCCUUUGCUGCUGCUGCUGAUGGCCGUCACGCUACGAGUCCUCCGCUGCAAUUUGCUGCAUGAUCUGCUGCAGAAUCACAUUGAAUGUAUUCACGAGGCGCAACGGCUGCGGCGUAUCCUCAAGCGCUUGGCCUUCAGCGGCAUGUGCCUGACCGCGCUGCUGGCGAUCUGGGGCAUGGUUGGCUAUCUGCCCGGGUUCUUCUCCACGUACUAUGUUGAUCGCAACACGAAUGGCGGUUCCGAUGUGCUGAUGGCCUUCGGGGUCAUCGGCUUUGUUCAUGGUGCUGCCUUUAUUCUGGUUUGGCCACUGGCUAUUGGGCUUUUCUUCUGCGUGCUAUCCGUCGUCUUCACUGUGCAGGAGCUCUUCUUCAUGGGUCUGGUCUCCAGCUUCAACGAGCUGCAUUCAGAUAUUGCCCAUUCCGGCCUGCAGGUCGUGGCGGCGAACCCCGCGGGCAUGAACAUCAAAGAGACGGACCUUUACCGGUUCCAGGAGCGGUACCUGAAGUGUUGGGGGCUCUACAAAAAGAUCCAGUGGCGGCUGGCCGCGCCCUUUUUGGUCUUCUGGGCGCUGGAGGUGCCGUUGAUGGGCUGGUCCAUUUGGAGCCUCUCCCAGGGCUUUGGCGGCCAGACGGAUCAGCGGGCGACUCGUUUGAGAGACCACUGGCCUCUCGUCGUCCGCUGGGCCUGGCUGAUGGCAAAUUCACCAUGGUUCGGGGCAGGCUGUUACGUUCUUGGCCUUCUGCCGUGGGGCAGCAUAUUCUAUGCGUCUCUAAUCAGGAGAUACUGCCGGCGCCUCUUGUUCACGAACAUCAACCUCAGGACUGUGUUCUUAAGAUUUGUUGCAGACCUGGAGUUGGAGUUUGGCGUCCUCCUGCUGCAAGCGACUCCCAAAGCUUUGGUGGUGGUCAUCCCGAUCUUGCUCGUGAACACGCUCGGAUACAUCGCGGACGGCACCCGGCUGCUUGUGGCACUGUCCCAGAAGCAGCUCCCCGGGCUCCAGUCCUUUGCCACCGCCCGGUCCUGCUGCGCACUGCUGGCAGCGUACCAGCCGCCUCAGGAUGCACUGCGCAGCCGCCUUGGCUCCGAGCCUGGAGAAGGAAUAGAGGAGUUAUCCGAAGAGCUUCAGCACGUGCUGUCGCUGGAGGAGUUCAAGGACUUUGGCUUGGGUGUGCAGCUGGUGACAGACCUUGGUGAGCAGGCGAUGCACUCAGUGGAAAGCUUCCUGGGGGAGCGGCCUCCUAGCCAGGCUUGGGGCCACCUCUCCCAGACGGGGUCCUUCAUGCUGCGUUUGCCCGGGGCGCGACCCAUGGCUGCUGCUUUGCUGCUCAACAAGUCUGGGCGCAAGCGGAGUGGACAGAAGGUAGGAAAAGCCGUGCUUCAUGCUAUUGCAGCAGCACGGUGA
Messenger RNA from Effrenium voratum, 1458 nucleotides. The record is from the annotation of a GenBank genome assembly. NCBI's taxonomy places the organism in Eukaryota, Dinophyceae, Suessiales, Symbiodiniaceae.